AUAUUGCUUUUAGGGGCUUUACUUGUGCCAACAAAAUAUCACUCGGACGAAUUUCGUGAUAUUAUUGUAAUAUAAUUGCUAAACAACACUCAAAAAUCAUAACAAAUACGUAUUAUGGAAAAGAGUGAAAAGUGUUUCAAACAAUGUCAUAAACGGACUAAAGUGUCAAACUCAAAAAUAGUUACCAACACCUCAGUUUUGCGAAUGCCGCGUGUGAGAGAUGGAAAAUCAAUUGCACGUCCAAAAUUAUGUGUUACACUGGAGUGUCUACGAGACAUAAAAAGCAUUUAUCUUGCUUUGCUAAUUACAAUUUUAGCGUUAGAAAAUUGUAAAUUGGCCUACGGAUCUUUUGAAAAUGUCGACUUUGAUGGCGUUGCUCCGUUAACAGUGUUAAAACCAUUGAAUUUAAUGACAAAUCUGCUGGCAGAAGAAAACAUAAAUAACUCUAACACAGAAACAAAUAUACUAAAGGAAUUGAAGUUGCCAGAAACACAAACAAGAGAUCGGAAACGGCGACAGGCUGAGAGUGAUAAAACUUUUCGCAUCAUUGGAUUACGUUUGGAAGAUGAUAGCUCUGAGUCCAAUGAUGGAGUACCGAGUGUAUUGAGUAAUAAGGAACAGACGAUUCGCGUUUUCGGUGUUGAAUUACAGAAAAACACAGUUAUCGCGUUUACAAGUGAAGAGAAUGAUUAUAAAGGAGCUUGUUUGAAGCCUAUGACCGAAAUUUUUAAGCCGGACCAUGUUGCCGAUAGCGGACUUACUGCAACAUAUACGGUUAAAUUUCCGUACUCAAAGAGCGUAUUGUAUAUUUGUGCGAAAAUUGACGACAACGGAGUAGCUCACCAGAGUGCGGCUGAAACCACACCCCUUGUACAUCAAGGCAAUGACAAAUGGAUGAAAAUCGAAACGCAUCAACCACUUUUGCCUCUUUGGGUCGCAAUUGUGAUUAUUGUAAUAUGUUUAUGUUUCUCAGCUUUGUUCUCCGGUCUUAACUUAGGUCUUAUGGCUUUGGACCGUACUGAGUUAAAAAUAUUACGAAAUACUGGCACGGAAAAAGAAAGAAAGUAUGCCGCGAAAAUUGCACCUGUCAGAGAUCAAGGUAAUUAUCUGUUGUGCAGUAUUCUCUUGGGUAAUGUGUUGGUUAACUCCACCUUUACCAUUCUACUGGAUGGUUUGACUUCUGGACUUUUUGCUGUCAUAUUCUCCACCUUGGCUAUUGUACUUUUCGGUGAAAUAACACCCCAGGCUGUUUGUUCAAGACACGGUUUAGCUAUUGGUGCCAAAACUAUAUUGAUUACCAAAACGGUAAUGGCCAUAACAGCUCCACUAUCGUACCCAAUAUCUCGUCUUCUAGAUGCAUUAUUGGGUGAAGAGAUUGGUAAUGUAUUUAAUCGUGAACGUCUAAAGGAACUUGUCCGUGUUACAAACGACGUAAAUGAUUUGGAUAAAAAUGAAGUGAAUAUCAUUUCUGGCGCUUUGGAGUUACGUAAGAAAACUGUCGCCGAUAUUAUGACUCACAUUAAUGACGCCUACAUGCUCUCACUGGAUGCCGUGCUAGACUUUGAGACUGUAUCUGAUAUUAUGAACUCUGGUUAUUCGCGAAUUCCGGUAUACGACGGGGAUAGGAAAAACAUUGUGACUUUGCUCUAUAUUAAAGAUUUGGCAUUCGUAGAUACUGAUGAUAACACGCCGUUAAAAACGCUGUGCGAAUUUUACCAAAAUCCAGUUCAUUUUGUUUUUGAGGACUACACUUUAGAUAUAAUGUUUAAUCAAUUCAAAGAAGGUACGAUCGGUCAUAUCGCCUUUGUUCAUCGUGUUAACAAUGAAGGCGACGGUGAUCCGUUCUAUGAAACCGUUGGCCUUGUUACAUUGGAAGACGUUAUUGAAGAGCUCAUUCAAGCAGAAAUAGUCGAUGAAACCGAUGUGUUCGUUGAUAACCGUACAAAAACACGUCGCAGUCGUUAUAAAAAAGCUGACUUUUCCGCGUUUGCUGAACGUCGCGAGGCGCAAACUGUUCGCAUCUCUCCUCAAUUAACAUUGGCUACAUUCCAAUACUUAAGUACAGCUGUGGAUGCGUUUAAGAAGGAUGUCAUUUCAGAACCAAUAUUGCGGCGAUUACUUAACCAAGAUAUUUUCCACAACAUCAAAGCAAAGGGAAAACCGAAAGAUGAUCCCAGCCUGUUCAUAUUUACGCAAGGAAAAGCAGUUGACUUUUUUGUACUUAUAUUAGAGGGUCGCGUAGAAGUAACGAUUGGCAGAGAGGGACUACUUUUUGAUAGUGGUCCAUUUACUUAUUUUGGUACACAAGCAUUGGUACAGAACGUAGUUGUUGACUCUCCAACUCAGAUGGGGUCGAUGCAGUCGUUAAAUAUGGACUCGAAAAUUCGACAAACUUUCGUUCCAGAUUACUCCGUUCGCGCUGCUACAGAUGUGAUAUAUAUUGCAAUUAAACGUAGCCUGUACCUAACUGCGAAAAAAGCAACUUUGUUAGAAAAGAGCCGUAAAUCGGGCACAUUUUCAAGUGAGACAAUCGAUGACGAAGUUGAACGGUUGCUUCAUUCCGUAACUGAAGAUGAGAAGCCUCGAUUCCUGUCAGCGAGGCGGCUAUCCAAGCCUAAUCGAAGUGUAACAUCGUCACCCACUAACAAUACUAUAUCUCAUGAGGAUCGAAGUAAUAGUGCUAGUGGUCCAAUCCAAGCUAGUCAUAAAAUUGGGCCCGAACGAACUGAAGAUGGUUCAUUCAGUAGUUUGGUUACCUCGGAUGUUGCAGGGGAUCUUCAGAAUGGGGAAAAUGAUGACAGGGAUGGAACAACGGCGUUAGCCCCGCUUUUACCAAAGCCGGAGGACAACAACGAAUCUAGGCAAAACAAGCCACAAUAACGACCGUCUACAGACUAUCCUUUACUGGAAAACUAGAUGCGCAGAUUCAAUUGUCCAUAAUAUUUUCCUUUCAAUCACAUUUGCUCUAACGUAUAGCCGACAUACGAUUGUGUUUCCUUACAUAUUUUUCCUUAAUUAUUGUUGAACUUGCAAUUUGAAUAGAAUAUUGUUUCAAUGAUUUU
Molecule: messenger RNA, 3062 nt
Organism: Drosophila arizonae
Lineage: Eukaryota; Metazoa; Arthropoda; Insecta; Diptera; Drosophilidae
Gene: uex
Product: metal transporter uex
Biological process (GO): magnesium ion homeostasis; transport
Cellular component (GO): plasma membrane
Molecular function (GO): transmembrane transporter activity
Source: RefSeq, a predicted model, not a curated record